AUGGACAAUGAGUCGCAGUACUCGGGAUAUUCCUACAAGUCCGGGCAUUCCCGCAGCUCCCGCAAACACAGGGACCGACGAGACCGGCACCGCUCCAAAAGCCGGGAUGGGAGUCGUGGGGACAAGUCAGUGACCAUCCAAGCUCCGGGAGAGCCCUUGUUGGACAACGAGUCCACGCGGGGGGAUGAGAGGGAUGACAACUGGGGUGAGACCACCACCGUGGUGACAGGGACUUCGGAGCACAGCAUCUCGCACGAUGACAUCACCCGCAUCACCAAGGACAUGGAGGACAGCGCCCAUCUGGACUGCUCCCGGCAUCUGGGCGUCUCGCUGGCCGGGGCGCUGGCGCUUCUCGCCUUCCUCACCCCCCUCGCCUUCAUGCUCCUGCCCCAGCUGCUGUGGCGGGAGGAACUGGAGCCCUGUGGGACACCCUGCGAAGGGCUCUUCAUCUCUGUGGCCUUCAAACUCCUCAUCCUCCUGCUGGGCAGCUGGGCUCUCUUUUUCCGCCGCCCCAAAGCCUUCUUCCCUCGUGUCUUCAUCUUCCGAGCGUUGCUCAUGGUGCUCGUCUUCCUCCUCGUCGUUUCCUACUGGCUUUUCUAUGGCGUGCGGAUCCUGGACUCACGGGACCGCAACUACCAGGGGGUGGUGCAGUUCGCCGUCUCGCUGGUGGACGCGCUGCUAUUAGUGAAUUACCGCUUUUACAACGUUGGACAUCUCAGCAUCCAGCGAGCGGCCGUGUGGAUCCUGGAGAACUAUUACCAUGAUUUCCCGGUCUACAACCCUGCCCUCCUCAACCUACCAAAAUCCGUCCUGUCCAAGAAAAUGUCUGGGUUUAAAGUCUAUUCCCUCGGCGAGGGACGUGACAACAGCCACAACGAGUAUUACUAUGAGGAGGCAGAGCACGAGCGCAGGGUGCGGAAACGCCGCGCCAGGCUGGUGGUGGCAGUGGAAGAAGCCUUCACCCACAUCAAGCGGCUGCAGGAGGAGGACCAGAAGAACCCACGGGAGAUCAUGGACCCACGGGAGGCAGCUCAGGCCAUCUUCGCCUCCAUGGCCCGGGCCAUGCAGAAGUACCUGCGUACCACCAAGCAGCAGCCCUACCACACCAUGGAGAGUAUCCUGCAGCACCUCGAGUUCUGCAUCACCCACGACAUGACGCCCAAGGCAUUCCUUGAGCGGUACCUGACGGCUGGGCCCACCAUCCAAUACCACAAGGACCGCUGGUUGGCCAAGCAGUGGACGCUGGUCAGCGAGGAGCCAGUGACCAACGGCCUGAAGGAUGGGGUGGUCUUUGUGCUGAAGCGCCAGGACUUCAGCCUCGUGGUGAGCACCAAGAAGAUCCCUUUCUUCAAGCUCUCGGAGGAGUUUGUGGACCCCAAGUCGCACAAGUUCGUUAUGAGGCUGCAGUCAGAGACCUCUGUGUGA
Nestor notabilis (Kea) is the source of this 1425-nucleotide messenger RNA. RefSeq names its product VANGL planar cell polarity protein 2 (gene VANGL2). Gene Ontology annotation, cellular component: plasma membrane. Lineage: Eukaryota; Metazoa; Chordata; Aves; Psittaciformes; Psittacidae. The record is from RefSeq and is a predicted model, not a curated record. Bases 1 to 1425 code for a protein of 474 amino acids. Gene Ontology annotation, biological process: Wnt signaling pathway, planar cell polarity pathway; multicellular organism development; establishment of planar polarity. The transcript has 8 exons.